AUGUCUGCAGCUGCCAGGCUCGUCGUGAGGGAGCUGCUGCGCAAGGACGCUGCGCCCCAGCUCGCGCGGAGCUUCAGGACUAGCUCCGUGCCCAAGUCCCAUUAUGAGCACGGCCCCAACUACCUGGACUUCCAAAACUGGCCCGGCCGCAAGCGCAAGGUCGCCACCUGGAUCAUUGGCAUGUGGGUGACGGGCCUCGGCAUCCCGCUGUUCGCCGUCUGGUACCAGCAGAACAAGAUGAAGGGCGGCUAA
Monoraphidium neglectum is the source of this 252-nucleotide messenger RNA. RefSeq lists its product as hypothetical. Gene Ontology annotation, biological process: mitochondrial electron transport, cytochrome c to oxygen. NCBI's taxonomy places the organism in Eukaryota, Viridiplantae, Chlorophyta, Chlorophyceae, Sphaeropleales, Selenastraceae. The record is from RefSeq and is a predicted model, not a curated record. The transcript is spliced from 2 exons. Bases 1 to 252 code for a protein of 83 amino acids.